AUGGGCAACCUCGGAGCUUCCCCGAUGUCUCUGGGGAUGUCCCUGGGAGAAGGAGCCAACAAGAAUAAGGGUCGAGGGAGAUCGUCGAGCUUGGUCACGGUGACCGAGGUCGGAGGGGAUGAUGGGGAUCAGGUCGUCGAUCGGCUCGGGGUGGGGGUUAACGAGAAUGCCAAUUGGGUUAAUGCGCCCGGAGCAUGGCUCAUCCACCCGGUCAUCAUCCUCCUCGGCAAGGUCCUCGUCGACGCGAUACCCAACAUGACGGCGAGUUACAGUUGGACGAUCGUCAACCUCGGAUACGUCAUGGCUUCGUACACGAUGUUCCACUCGGUCACCGGGGUCCCCUUUGAGUCGUCGCAACCUUCUGGAGGCGCCUACGACGAUCUGACUCUGUGGGAACAGAUCGAUGCCGGAGCUCAGUAUACGCCAGCCAAGAAGUGGUUGACGAGCGUGCCCAUCCUCUUGUUCUUGAUCUCGACUCAUUACGUCAAGUACGACCCGAGGUUGUUCUUUAUCAACUUUGCAGCUUGCGUCUUUGUCCUCUUUCCUAAACUACCCGCUCUCCACCGACUGAGAUUCCACUUUACACCGCUCGAGAACAAACCGGUCGCUUCCAACGGGGUCACACCGAACCCUAGUCGACCGGGAAGCCCUCAUCCGCCCGGGUUGCGCAUGUCUACGCUCGACCCGAUCAUGGAAUCGAGAAAGGCCUGA
Molecule: messenger RNA, 711 nt
Organism: Filobasidium floriforme
Lineage: Eukaryota; Fungi; Basidiomycota; Tremellomycetes; Filobasidiales; Filobasidiaceae
Product: ORMDL family-domain-containing protein
Exons: 6
Coding region: 1-711 (236 amino acids)
Biological process (GO): intracellular sphingolipid homeostasis; ceramide metabolic process; negative regulation of ceramide biosynthetic process
Cellular component (GO): endoplasmic reticulum membrane
Source: RefSeq, a predicted model, not a curated record